Molecule: messenger RNA, 862 nt
Organism: Dermatophagoides pteronyssinus (European house dust mite)
Lineage: Eukaryota; Metazoa; Arthropoda; Arachnida; Sarcoptiformes; Pyroglyphidae
Product: putative defense protein
Cellular component (GO): membrane
Source: RefSeq, a predicted model, not a curated record
UGAAAUCCUACAAAGUGAAAUGAAAAUUAUUGGUUUUGAGUUUGGUUUUCGUCGAGGUGAUUUAUUAUCAGCAAUGUUUGUCAACAAUCAUCAUCGUGUGAUAAUAUUAUCGUUUGCUGUGGUUAUAUUUUUGAUUCUAUCGUAUCAAUCAGUCAAUGGAAGACGUAAUGGUGCACCAAUUGAAUCCUGCACAAGCUUAAAACCAAAUCAUGGACAAAAUAUUCAAUCACAACCAAAAUCAACAAAUCCAUUUUUAUUCAAUAUAACACUGUACCCGUAUAUGAAUGAUGAAGAAUUUGUUCAUAUUGAAAUUUAUACACCCGAUGAUAAUCAUCGUACAGUAUUUCGUGGUUUUAUUGUUCAAGCACGUAUGGCUAAUGAUCAGACAGUGAUUGCCGAUGGUCAAUUUGUACCGAUGGAUUCCAAUCAAACACGUUCAUUUUCAUGUAAUAAUAUGGAAGGAAAUAAUACCUGGACACAUUCAAAUAACAGCCCGAAACAACGUGUAUCAGCAUUUUGGUUUCCAACCGAAUCAACAAUGAAUAAUGAAAUUAUAUUUCUUGCAACCGUUGCUAUUGAUGCUAAACAUUAUUGGUUGGAAAUGGAAUCGGUAAAAAUUCCAUUAGGUGUUACUAUCAAUGGUGGUGGCGGUGGUGAAGAAGAACAAGGUGAAGGUGGAGAAGGAGAAGUUGAAGGUGGUGGUGGUGAAAAUCCAUCAAACGAACAAGAAGAAUCGGAUGAAGAAAAUUCAGCUGAACAACAACAACAAGAACCAUCAAACAAUGUUGAAAGUAUUGUUUCAUCAUCAACAUUUACAAUUAAUUACAAUUCAUCAACAACAUCCAAUUUAAUUUUAAUUAUU